This is a messenger RNA of Penicillium paradoxum, 1698 nucleotides long. RefSeq names its product flavin-containing monooxygenase. Bases 1 to 1698 code for a protein of 565 amino acids. The record is from RefSeq and is a predicted model, not a curated record. Gene Ontology annotation, molecular function: N,N-dimethylaniline monooxygenase activity; flavin adenine dinucleotide binding; NADP binding. The transcript has 4 exons. NCBI's taxonomy places the organism in Eukaryota, Fungi, Ascomycota, Eurotiomycetes, Eurotiales, Aspergillaceae.
AUGACCAAGUCAUCUGCAGCUCCUGCCAAUGGGGCACUACCAAAGUCGUUCAACGCUGGGACGAUCACCAGCGAUGAUUACCGCGCUGUCGGCGGCUUUGCGGCUGUCGAUAGUCCAGUCAACCUUGACGUCUCGUCGAUUGAUGUCCCCCCUGAGAAUCGUCGCAAGGUUAUCAUUGUUGGUUCCGGUGUAUGUGGUAUGCAGCAAGCCACCAGUCUAUUGCGCGAUGGCAAAAUCAAGCACAAGGAUAUGCAGAUCUUUGAUGCCUUGAGCAGCUUUGGCGGUGUUUGGGAGAAAAAUAAGUAUCCAGGUUGUGCCUUGGAUGUGCCAGGCAUCGUAUACACCACCAGCUACUACAUCUCCAAAACCUUUUCACACUUCUUCGCGCGACGGGAAGAGCUUGUGCGUUACUAUACGGAUUUUGCCAACCACUACGAGUUGGGACGCUGCACUCAGUUCGACGUGUUAGUCACAUCUUGCAUUUGGGACGAAGACCGCAUGGUCUGGCAUGUCGCCGUCCAAGGAAAGGGAGGCAAAGUCACUCAGUGGAUGGCCGACGUUGUCAUUCACUGUACUGGAGCCCUCGAUCGACCCAAGUUUGGCAACACCCCAGGACGCGAACUAUUCAAGGGUGAUUCGUGGCACACGGCCUAUUGGCCUCAAGACUACGAUCUGACUGGCAAAAGCGUGGGAAUCAUUGGAUGUGGUCCCAGUGUCGCCCAGAUCGUUCCUGAGAUCGUUGAUAAGACUAAGGAUCUCACGAUUUAUAUGCGAACACCUCCUUUCUGUAUCCCUCGCGGUGACUACAAACUUGGCAUGCUGUAUCGGUUUGCCAUGUCAUGGGUUCCUUACUUCCCCAACCUGGUACGAGGAUAUGCCAAUUGGGCAAUUGAGCGAAUCGGAAUGCAGUUGGUGACUGAAGGUCAUCCGCUCAACGACGAACAAAAUGUGGCUGCCACAAAGCAGCUGGAAAACCAGGUGAAGGACCCUAUCCUCAGGGAGAAAUUACGGCCUACUGCGAAAUACUUCUGCAAGCGUCCCCUCUGGUUGGAUACUUUCUACCCAGCCGUGUCUAAGCCUAAUUGCUAUGUUGCCAAGGAAGAUCUGGUCACCUACACUGAGACUGGUGUCAUCUCUAAGGACAAGGAGACCGGUGAAAAGAUUGAGCGCAACUUUGACGUGAUUAUUUACGGAACCGGUUUCAAUACCGCUCAACACCUCGACAAUAUUGUCGUUCGCGGGGCCGGUGGUGUCGACUUGCAAGCUAAAUGGAAAGCCCACCCGGAGGCCCUCUAUGGCAUGUCAACAAGCGAAAUGCCUAACAUGUUCAUGGUCUUCGGUCCCAACACAGUCGGCUUGUGGUGCUCACAGCAAGAUCUUUGGCAAGCCCAGGCCGAACUGAACUCCAAGUUCGUUACCGAAAUUCUCAAGCGAGAGAAGAAGGGUGUCAAACUGGCCGUGUCUCCGAAAAGAGCCGUUGAGAAGACAUACAACCUCGACCUCCAGGAGAAACAGGCGCCUUUUGCCUGGUCUAGCCCAUCUUGUGUGACCUACUUCAGGAAUGAUGAGGGAUGGAACACCUUCAAUAUGCAUUGGUCAUACCCCCAGUGGAGGAACCUGUUGAAGAAUAUCAAGUGGGAUCAGUGGGAGACUUUCGAGAAGCCAGUAGCUGCUUGCCAAAAGAGCAAGACCCUUUAA